Molecule: messenger RNA, 1895 nt
Organism: Dioscorea cayenensis subsp. rotundata (Guinea yam)
Lineage: Eukaryota; Viridiplantae; Streptophyta; Magnoliopsida; Dioscoreales; Dioscoreaceae
Product: pollen receptor-like kinase 4
Biological process (GO): protein phosphorylation
Molecular function (GO): protein binding; protein kinase activity; ATP binding
Source: RefSeq, a predicted model, not a curated record
UCUCGUCGGACACCGACGUCCCUCCUUCAGUUCAAGGCCACGUUAUCAGGUGCGGACAAAGCCUUACCUGACUGGCUUCCAGGCUCGGCACCAUGCAUUGAAAGCCGGUCCAACUGGACUGGUGUCAUAUGUGAAGGUGGCAACGUAUACGGGUUACAACUAGAGAACAUGAAGCUAUCUGGGACAUUGGAUUUUGACCCUCUCGGCGCGUUGGGUGGGUUGCGGACCUUGAGCUUUGCGGACAAUGAUUUGGUUGGGUUGAUGCCGAGUUUGGAUAAAGUGGGCGCGUUGAAGGCGUUGUAUUUAACGAGGAACAAGUUGUCUGGUGUGAUCCCUGAUCAGGCUUUCUCGGUGACCAUGUCACUGAAGAAGGUGCACUUGUCCGAGAACCGUUUCUCGGGGCCUAUCCCGAGCUCGUUGGUGGACGUGCCCAAGUUACUUGAAGUCGUGUUGGAUGGGAAUGAAUUUAGCGGUGCAAUACCGGAUCUCCGGCAACCCGGACUCAAGUUGUUCAAUGUGUCUGACAAUAACCUUGAGGGUCCUAUUCCUGUAUCUCUCAGCCAGAUGGACGCAUCCUUCUUUGCAGGUAAUAAGGGUCUUUGUGGGGCCCCACUCAACAACGAUCCAUGUAACACCACUAAACUUACACCGGCGGAAGCAUCCCACAAGUCGAAAAAGGUCUCUACUUCUCUAGUGGUAGCCAUUGUAGUAAUUGCCAUCAUUGUGGCUUUGGGUCUUAUAGUCAUCUUUUGCAUCAAACGUCGUCGUCACCGAUCAGUGUCUUCCAAACAACUCCACAGAGUAGAGCCCACAGAUGCAGACAAACUAGAACAAGGAGUUUCUCAGACUCAGCACAGUUCAGUUGCCAUGAAGUCUCCAAAGGAUGCUGAGCAUGGGAAGUUGGUGUUUGUCAGGGAGGUUGGAGUUAGGUUCCAACUGCAAGAUCUACUCAAGGCUUCAGCUGAAGUGCUAGGGAGUGGGAACUUUGGUUCAUCUUACAAGGCUGUUCUUGUGAACAACCAUGCUGUGGUUGUCAAGAGGUUUAGGGAGAUGAAUGGUGUUGGGAGGGAGGAUUUCCAAGAGCACAUGAGAAGGCUGGGGAGGUUAUCUCAUCCUAAUUUACUCCCUCUCUUAUCUUACUAUUACAGGAGAGAAGAAAAACUUUUGGUCACUGAUUACUUCCCCAAUGGAAGCUUGGCUCAUUUGCUCCACCAUGGUAUGCAUGGUUCAAACAUUACAUCAUUGGAUUGGGAUACAAGGUUGAAGAUAGUCAAGGGAGUAGGAAGAGGACUUGCUUAUCUCUAUGAUGAACUACCAAUGAUAGAUGUACCACAUGGUCACUUGAAGUCAUCUAAUGUGUUGCUGGAUGAGAACUAUGAACCUGUUCUCACUGAUUAUGCUCUUGUGCCAGUGAUGAAUAAGUCUCAUGCAACACAGGUCAUGGUGGCAUUUAAGUCUCCUGAGUUCACAGAGUAUGGCAGAACUUCAAGGAAAAGUGAUGUUUGGAGCUUUGGGAUUCUGAUAUUAGAGAUACUGACAGGAAAAUUCCCUGCAAAUUAUCUACGACCAGAUAAGUCUGGAGCUGAUUUGGCAAGUUGGGUGAACUCUGUUGUAAGAGAAGAAUGGACAGGUGAAGUGUUUGAUCCAGAGAUGAAAGGUACUGAGCAUUGUGAAGGUGAAAUGCUGAAGUUGUUGAAGAUUGGACUGGAUUGUUGUGAGAGAGAUGUGGAGAAAAGAUUGGAGUUGAAACAGGUGUUGGCCAAGAUUGAGGAACUGAGGGUGAUGGAGGGUGAUGAGGAGGCUGGUUCUUAUGUCAGUGAGGAGGGGGUGUCCUCCAAAACUGUCACUGAAAAUGAGUUCUCAUUCUCCAGAACCCAUUGAUUUAUAAAUUAAUA